Colletotrichum scovillei is the source of this 887-nucleotide messenger RNA. RefSeq names its product transcription factor subunit Med10. The record is from RefSeq and is a predicted model, not a curated record. Lineage: Eukaryota; Fungi; Ascomycota; Sordariomycetes; Glomerellales; Glomerellaceae. Gene Ontology annotation, biological process: regulation of transcription by RNA polymerase II. Gene Ontology annotation, cellular component: mediator complex. Gene Ontology annotation, molecular function: transcription coregulator activity. The transcript has 2 exons. The coding region runs from base 201 to 683 and encodes 160 amino acids.
UUACUUUCCACUGCAUCCCGCUAAAUUCUCAGCCUCGUCCCUCACAACGCAACCUCACUUCCACCCACCACAACUACGAACAACCGUUUCUCGACUGAGGUGCUCUUCCCAUCCUCGUCGCAUUGCUACCUUCUACCUAAAGACGAUAACCACACAUACGAAAAUACGCAGCAAGAUAUCGCGGGGGACCUGUACCCAAAAUGGCUCCGAUAGACAAACCAACCCCCGAAGAGCUGGAACAGCAACUAAAAGACACAAUCCAAGACCUCUACCAAAUCCUAGUCCAAGUAACAACCUACAACGCGACCCCUUCCGCGCCCACCGCACCCGCCCUCGCAGACUCGGUCCAAGCCCUCUCGCACUCCCUCCAGCGCGUCCACAUGACCGCGACAGCAGGCGCCCCGCCCUCCCCCGACCUCCCCGGCGCGCUGCCCAAAAUCCCGCCCGAGCUGGUGCAGUACGUCGAGAACGGGCGGAACCCGGACAUCUACACGCGCGAGUUUGUGGAGCUUGUGAGGCGCGGGAACCAGCUCAUGAAGGGCAAGAUGAAUGCGUUUGCGCAGUUUCGCGAUGUGCUUGCGGAUCACGUCGAGAGGGGCAUGCCGGAGUUGAGGGAGGGUGUUGGGCGGGUGCUGGAGGGGGGCAAGGUUGUGGGGAGCGGGAAGCCUGGUGGUGGGCUGUGAGGUGCGCUGUUUUUCGGGGGAAGGGGGGGUGGUUUGUUUUACGAGCUUCGGGAGAGGCCUUGAGAGGAUCAAGACAUGAGGUUCUUCGGGGGAAACCCGGGCAGACGAAAUGAGCGCAAGUUGGAGACGACCAAGGGCCAGGGUUGGAUACCCAGUGGUGAAGGCGCAUCGAGAGAGUUUGAUACCCAGAGACGGACAGAGUCG